AUGCGGGCGCACGGCGUCUCGGAGCCCGAGAUCUCGGGCGUGCUCGGCGCGCUGAUGGCCGUGUUGCACCUGGGCAACGUUGCCUUCGCCGCGCCGCCGGGCAACUCCGAGGGGUCCGAGGCCGUGCGGCGGGGCGCCUCCAUGGCCUCGCUAGCGCACGCGUGCCGACUGCUGGGGGUGGAGCCGGCGAGGCUCGAGGGCGCGCUGUGCCGGCAGACGCGGAGGGUGCCAGGCCGCGACGGGGGCACGAUCACGAGCCCGCUGCCCGUCGCGAAGGCCUCCGACAGCCGGGACGCCCUGGCGCGCCACCUGUACGGCGCGGUCUUCGGCUUCCUGGUGCGGCGCCUCAACGAGGCCGUCCGCGCCGCGGAGGCGGGGGGCGCGGCGGGCGACGAAGGCGAGCCAGAAUCCUGCCAGUCCUCCUUCAUAGGCCUCCUGGACAUCUUCGGGUUCGAGUUUUUCGAGACCAACUCGUUCGAGCAACUCUGCAUCAACUUCACCAACGAGUUGCUGCAGCAGGCUGGCGAAUUUCAACGAGGUGAUCUUCGAUCACGAGGCGACGCUCUACAAGAGGGAGGGCAUCCCGUGGGACCCGCUGGACUUCCCCGAUAA
Prorocentrum cordatum is the source of this 612-nucleotide messenger RNA. Lineage: Eukaryota; Dinophyceae; Prorocentrales; Prorocentraceae. The record is from the annotation of a GenBank genome assembly.